Molecule: messenger RNA, 1607 nt
Organism: Diorhabda carinulata
Lineage: Eukaryota; Metazoa; Arthropoda; Insecta; Coleoptera; Chrysomelidae
Product: myrosinase 1-like
Exons: 8
Coding region: 31-1527 (498 amino acids)
Biological process (GO): carbohydrate metabolic process
Molecular function (GO): beta-glucosidase activity
Source: RefSeq, a predicted model, not a curated record
AAUUUUAUUAUUAUUAUAUUGCUGUGCAAAAUGAAGAUUUUGUGGUUUUUAACAUGUCUCUUCACAUUGAGUUUAGCUCAAAAUGAUCCAAUAAAUACCAGAAGAUUUCCCAAAAACUUGAGAAUAGGUGUAGCGAAUGCCGCACCUCAAAUUGAAGGUGCAUGGAAUGUAGAUGGUAAAGGAGAAACAAUAUGGGAUCACUUUGCUCACACUUAUCCCGAGAGAAUCGCAGAUAGAUCUACACCAGAUAUCGCUUGUAGGUCCUACGAAAAAUACAAGGAAGAUGUAGCUAUGGUUAAAGCGAUGGGUCUUUAUCACUAUAGACUAUCAAUAGCUUGGUCCAGGAUUCUUCCCACGGGAUAUGUUGAUAACGUCAACCAAUUAGGUGUUCAGUACUACAAAAAUCUCUUCAAAGAACUCAGAGACAACGGUAUUGUACCAAUGGUUACCUUGUACCACUGGGACUUACCUCAACCUCUUCAGGACCAAAUGGGCGGAUGGAUAAACGAAACUAUCGUAGAUAUAUUCGCUGAUUAUGCUAAAUUGUGCUUCGAACUUUUUGGUGAUGAUGUUAAAUGGUGGAUAACCAUCAACGAACCGAAACAAGUUUGUCAAUCUGGAUAUGGUAGUCUCUAUUUCCCACCUGCGAUCGAAGCUAGUGGUACCUUGGCUUAUGUCUGCUCUAAGAACGUCUUAUUGGCGCAUGCCAAAGCCUAUCACAUCUACGAUGAAUUAUUCAGGGAAAAAAAUCAAGGACAAAUAGCCAUGGUUAUUGAUGCUACAUGGUAUGAGCCAGGAAGUGAUGAUCCACUCGAUAUAGCUGCCGCAGAAAGAGCACAACAGUUUGAUAUUGGAAUUUAUGGAAAUCCAUUGUUCAAUGGUGAUUGGCCACAAAUAGUCAAAGAUCGUGUAGCAGAAAGGAGUAAACUAGAAGGGCUUUCUGAAUCUCGUCUUCCUACUUUAACUGCUUUUGAAAUUGAUUAUAUAAAAGGUACCUCUGAUUACUUGGGACUCAAUCAUUAUUCUACUCAGUUGAUAAACCAUACAGCUGAAUUCCCUAUUGGUAAACCUAGUUUUGAAAACGACAAAAAUGUUAUUUAUUGGCAUAGAGAUGAUUGGACACAGGGUAGUGCAGAUUGGUUCUGGGAUGUACCAUGGGGUCUUAGAAAAUUCUUAGUGUGGUUGAAAAACAAUUACAAUAAUCCAGAAAUCGUUAUUACAGAAAACGGUUUCUCCGAUACAAGUGGAACUUUGGAAGACGAUAACAGGAUAACAUAUUUAGAGGGUCACGUGAGUGCUUGCUUGGAUGCCAUAUAUUACGACAACGUUAAUUUAACUGGUUAUACAGUUUGGAGUAUUUUGGAUGAUUGGGAAUGGGGUGGUGGCUACACAUCCUUUUUGGGAAUGUACAAGGUUGACUUCAACGAUCCAGAAAGGCCAAGAAUCAAAAGGAAAUCAGCGGAUUACUUCACUGAUGUUGUCAAGAGACGUUGUUUGGUAGAAGAAAGUCAAUGUGUAGAUCAAUGAAUAAUAGAAUAAAUAAUUCAUAUCAAUCGUCUUAACAGCUGCAAUUAUAAUAUUCACACAAAUUAAAUAAUUUGCAGUUA